AGACCAGACCAGUUCAAGCAUCACAAAGCAGUAGCCAUGGCAAAACAGCUGUUUCUACUGUUUGCUGUUUCAAUCUUCUACCUUGCUGAGGUCUCCUCUGAUUUCAACCCAGAUGAACAGAUUUCUUCAGUUACCCAAGUGGGUGACUACAAAAUCACAAAGAACAGGUUUAUGCAAGAAUUAGGAACUAUGUACCCAACCGCCAUUCAAAACGGACACACCUUAGCUCCAACUCCGACUCCGGCUCCGGCCCCUGCACCCUCCCCUCGAAGCGGCGGCGGUUUGGACUGUGGAGGGUUGUGCAAGCAGAGGUGCAGCCUGCACUCGAGGCAGAACGUGUGCACGAGGGCUUGUGGCACAUGCUGUGUGAGGUGCAAGUGUGUGCCACCAGGGACCUCUGGCAACAGAGAGGUGUGUGGCAAGUGCUACACUGACAUGACCACCCAUGGCAACAGGACUAAGUGCCCCUAACUCCCUUGGGACCCAGCCCAAUCCUUUUGUCCAAUAUGUAGCUAAUGGGUAUUGGAAUUAUUCAAAUGUGAUGAAUAUUAACGUUGGUUGGUUUUGCAGAAGUUUGUAUUUGAUUUAAGUAUGUGUAUAUGUGUGUGUUAGUAUGUUUGUAUCAGUGCAUAGUACAAGUUUUUAAUUAUGGUGGUUAUUAUAUGGGACAAAAUUAAGAGUUUUCCCCCUUCUCUACAAUUAACUUCAAUUGCUAAAUUAGAUUAUUAUAUUAG
Molecule: messenger RNA, 734 nt
Organism: Ilex paraguariensis (yerba mate)
Lineage: Eukaryota; Viridiplantae; Streptophyta; Magnoliopsida; Aquifoliales; Aquifoliaceae
Source: the annotation of a GenBank genome assembly